This is a messenger RNA of Juglans microcarpa x Juglans regia, 1597 nucleotides long. Its product is annotated as hydroxyproline O-arabinosyltransferase 1-like. Gene Ontology annotation, molecular function: glycosyltransferase activity. NCBI's taxonomy places the organism in Eukaryota, Viridiplantae, Streptophyta, Magnoliopsida, Fagales, Juglandaceae. The transcript is spliced from 8 exons. The coding region runs from base 179 to 1273 and encodes 364 amino acids. The record is from RefSeq and is a predicted model, not a curated record.
GAGAAGAGACAUCAAUUACAGCUAAAGACGACGACUCUUUCUGUCAGAGCCACCUUCAUCAAGCUCUAUCUGUCUCCACACAGAAAUUGCAAACACAUAAUACACGUUGCAUAUAGAUAGAUACUAGAGAGCUCUAGAGCUUAAGAGCUCAGCUCUAGAGUGGGAUUCGAAUAGAAAAAUGGCUUGCGGUAAUAUUUUCUUCUUUCUGCUCAUAACCUUCUCAGUAGCUCUAAUCACGUACAACAUCAUCGUCUCUGCCAAUGCCUCUCUCGGUCAAGAACUCCCUAGCCCUUCCCGUUCAUUGAAAAUCUCCGUGGACCCCAUAAUCAAGAUGCCGGUGGACAGAUCGAGAGGUGGGCUGGAUUCAACGAGUCCGAGGCGGCUGUUCCACACGGCGGUCACGGCCUCGGACUCCGUUUACAACACGUGGCAGAGCAGGGUCAUGUACUACUGGUUCAAGAAAUUCAAGGACGGACCCAACUCCGAGAUGGGUGGCUUUACGAGGAUCUUGCACUCUGGAAAACCUGACAAGUACAUGGAUGAGAUCCCCACCUUUGUUGCCCAGCCUCUCCCUCCUGGAUUGGACCGGGGUUAUAUAGUCCUCAACAGACCAUGGGCAUUUGUGCAAUGGCUUCAACAAGCAGACAUCAAAGAGGACUACAUACUGAUGGCGGAGCCAGAUCAUAUUAUCGUCAAGCCCAUACCAAACUUAUCAAGAGAAGGGCUUGGAGCUGCAUUUCAUUUCUUCUAUAUUGAACCCAAGAAGUACGAGUCAAUACUAAGGAAGUAUUUUCCUGAGGACAAGGGACCAAUAACUAACAUUGACCCGAUAGGGAAUUCUCCAGUCAUAGUUGGAAAGGAAUCUCUCAAGAAGAUUGCUCCCAGUUGGAUGAAUGUUUCCUUGGCUAUGAAGAAGGAUCCUGAAACAGAUAAGGCUUUUGGUUGGGUGCUUGAAAUGUAUGCCUAUGCUGUUGCAUCUGCUCUGCAUGGAGUUGGUAACAUCUUGUAUAAGGACUUCAUGAUUCAGCCUCCAUGGGAGACACAAGUUGGCGAGAAGUUCAUAAUCCAUUACACUUAUGGAUGUGACUAUACCAUGAAGGGUGAGUUAACCUAUGGGAAGAUAGGAGAAUGGAGGUUUGACAAAAGAUCUUAUGACGAUAUCCCGCCACCAAGAAACCUUUCAUUGCCUCCACCUGGUGUUCCAGAAAGUGUGGUGACUUUGGUGAAAAUGGUCAACGAAGCCACGGCAAACAUCCCAAACUGGGGGUCGUAGAGAAGAGUUCUGCGGCAAGGUUGAUGUAUAUAUUCGUGUUUUGGUUUGGGGAAGCAUAAGUGCUUGGUAUUCGUACAGAUUUUAUAUUUGUGAAAACCCUAGUGAACUUUUCCAUUUCCUUCAAUUGAAUUGCAAACACCGCCAAAUAUACAAGUUUCAAUGCACGUCCGUCCGUUGCCCCCAAAGUUUGUAUAAGCAGUUGUCCGGAUUUUAAUGCGUCUAAUAAAUAUUCAGGAACUAAGGUUCAGUUUAGAAUAAUAAGAUCAGUGGCUCCGGGCAAGUAGAGAAACAGGUGCUGUAUAUAAAUUAGUUUUCUUUUCUUCU